Messenger RNA from Closterium sp. Naga37s-1, 1098 nucleotides. Lineage: Eukaryota; Viridiplantae; Streptophyta; Zygnematophyceae; Desmidiales; Closteriaceae. The record is from the annotation of a GenBank genome assembly.
AUGACUCAGGCCCCGGCGGGCCGAAACGGGGAUCCGGGGAGGUGGAGAGUGCGGGAGAGUCUGAAAUACCGAUGGAACGUUAGCAGCAAGUGCGGGCCAUGGCGGGAGUUUGAUAGCAGCGAGCUGGUGAGGAAGCUGGCGGGGCGACGGCUGCUGAUUGUGGGCGACUCGCUCAAUGGCAUGCUCUUCGCUGCUCUGCGCAACGCACUGUUCAUGGGGUUCAGCCGCACGUCCAGCCAGAAACGACGAAACCUGCUUCCCAACUGCGUGCCUACGGACAGCCUGCCUGGGUUCUGCGAGCAGUGGGGGAGAGAGAUAGCAGCAGGCGCGCACCACGCGCUGUGCGUGGAGGACACGUGCGCGGAUGCCAGCGUGGCGUUCGUGAGGAGCGACGCCCUGGACCCCUCGCCGAACCUCACCCUGGCUUGGCCGAAGCUGAUCGGCUUUCCGUGGCUGCAUGUGCUGAACGGGACCAGCAAGGGGGGAGAGCAGGAUGGGGGAAAUGGUGGACAGGGCGAAGACACGUCUUCGGAAAAACGAGUUGCGGCAAUUGUACUGAAUCGCGGGGCGCACUAUACAGAGGACGAGCAGCUGGUAUCAGAGCUCAACACCACCCUCUCUGCCAUCCGUGCCAUCGCACCCCACGUGCUCCUCGUAUACCGCAACACGCCCCCCGGCCACGCAAACUGCAAGCACCACUCCAAGCCGCUCAGAUACAGACAAGACGCCGCCCAGCUGCCACACCACUGGGGGGACUUCGGGCGGCAGAACGAGCUGGCGAGGCGGGUGGUGGAGCGGCAUGGGGGUGUAUACUGGGAUGUGGAUACGGCCACGGGGCUGAGACCGGAUGGGCAUGUGAUGCUCAAGGAUGGCAGGGCGGACUGCUUGCACUACUGCCUGCCAGGGCCUGCUGACACAUGGCGCCUCAAAGACAGGCAUGGGGGUGUGUACUGGGAUGUGGAUACGGCCACGGGGUUGAGACCGGAUGGGCAUGUGAUGCUGGCGGAUGGGAGGGCGGAUUGCCUGCACUACUGCCUGCCGGGGCCGGCUGACUCGUGGGUGCGAAUGCUGUUCAACGUUCUAGUUGACCUUCUGUGA